AAUACAGAGAUAAUCCCUACCGAGGACCACCUCUAGAGAGUGGGAUAAUGCAUUAUUUAAUAUUCGGUAUGAGACGCGAGAUUUACUCUGGACGUUGAAAGGAAGAUUCUUACAUCUUGUAUAAGAAGUGUUAAACUUUUACAUCGCACAAAUGGCCAGCUUGAAGUUUUUAACGUCAGAGCAGAAGCUAUUCUGGAAAGAAAAUGGUUUCAUCAAGUUGACAAACAUAUAUACUACAAAGGAAGUAAAUGAAAUAUCAGACGCCUAUAAUGAAUUAUUCGAGAGAAAACAGCGUGAAAAACUUGGCUUGGAAGCUAGUUGGGUCGGAAACGAUAUGAAGAAAUUAGCUGGGGGUGCCGAUUAUACCGUAAAAUCUAUUCACAAUCUGCAAAUGCACAAUGCGGUUUUUACUCGGGCAAUCACACAUCCGAAUUUAUUGGACGCCCUUGAGGAUAUCAUGGACACCGAGGAUAUUAUGCUUCAUCACACCAAAGCGCACGUGAAACCACCGGAGAAGGGAGCGCCUUAUUUGAUGCAUCAGGACUAUCACUAUUUUCCUCACAAGAAGCACACCAUGCUGGCCGUAUUCCUGCACCUGGACGACACGACGCCGGAGAACGGUGGGUUAGCGGUAUAUCCGGGCAGCCACAAACUGGGACCUUUGGAGGAUUUCGGAGUGCACGACGAGGGUAGGGCUGAAACAUUCCAUUACGCCAAUCCUGAGAAGUAUCCCUUGGCGAAAGCUGAGCCGGUGCCGGCUAAAAAAGGCGACAUCAUCGUCUUCUCUUACCUGCUGCUUCACGGCUCGUACUUAAAUCUAUCCGACAGGAGCCGACGUAUGUUCCUUAUACAAAUAAGAGCCGCCGAUGACGAGCCGAUCGAGGAUGUGCACAAAUCUCCCUGUCAAGGCCUGAUGCUUCGUGGGAAUAAUCUUUACCGGGAUGGAACAUUUGAAAAUAGAUACCUGCAUUAAUCCGAUAUAUAAAAAUUACGAGCUAAGUUACUAAGCGAAUAUAUUUACUCUACUUUUAAGCCUUUUGUAGUAAUCAAAUUAUAAAGUAUACAUGAUUGAGUUGUUUUUUUAUGAAUGAUA
Messenger RNA from Nylanderia fulva, 1093 nucleotides. RefSeq lists its product as uncharacterized. Lineage: Eukaryota; Metazoa; Arthropoda; Insecta; Hymenoptera; Formicidae. The record is from RefSeq and is a predicted model, not a curated record.